AUGAUAAAAGAACAUAUCAGCAAAUUUCCUUGUAUCGAAUCGCAUUACUCAAGGAACAAAACUCAAAAAAAGUACUUAGGAAGUCACCUUAAUAUUUCCAAAAUGUACGAGCUGUUUUUUGAAGAAUGUAGAAACCAAAUUCCUCGGGAAGAAAUACCUAAAAAAUGGCUUUAUGCUGACAUUUUUAACACUGAAUUUAAUUUGUCUUUCAAGGAACCAAACAAUGAUACAUGUGAUGCCUGUGAUGAAUUUAUUAUAAAACUAAAAGAAAAUUUGCCUAAUGAAACGCGUAUUGACACUCAGAAUGAAUAUGAUGCACACCUGUCAGAUGCAGACAAUCGAUACCAACUGAAGAAGCAAGAUAAGGAAGCAUCAAAAAAUGUAAGAAACUGCAACGUUCUAACUGUUGAUUUACAAAAAUGCCUACCUACGCCGCUUCUCAAAAAUGCUCAAAGCUUUUACAGCUUAAAACUUUGGACCUUUAACUAUACUGUGUACAACACGACAAAAAAAACCUCUUCAUGUUUUGUUUGGGACGAGUCAAUAGCUGGCCGAGGUGGCAAUGAAAUGGCGUCUUGCCUUUUGAGAUACAUUCUUACUCUCGAUGAGUCUGUCGAGAAUAUCAUUAUUUGGAGUGAUAACUGCCCAUCACAAAACAGAAAUCUGCAAAUGCUAAUGAGUUAUUUUUAUGUAAUGAUGGUAAAGCCAUCAUUGAAGUCGGUAGAACACAAAUAUCUUUUAAGAGGCCAUACCCACAUGGAGGUGGACUCCGUACAUGCCAGAAUAGAAAGACAAAUGAAAGCCUCCCCUGAUUUUUCUAUAAUUACCCCAUGGGACUGGCAACAGCUUAUGCGACUGUGCAACUCAAACUUAAUGGUGGAGGAAAUGCAAACUGUGGAUUUUAAAAAUUUCAAUUAUUUAUACGACAAUAUAAAAUCUUCCUUUCAAAACGACAAAAAGACCACAACAGUCAUGCAAGACAAUCGACGUUUGGGAAAGCUAUAUACCUACCCAAGCUGGCUAGCUAAUCCAGGACCAAUUUUUGUUGGAAGACAAGUGAGACGAAGCAAAUAUGAACAACUAGGAGAGGAAGCCGAACUUAUACAGAAGCAAAUUUACACUAUUACACUGAUCGAACUAAAAAAAACGUUCAGUGAAUUUGGUAACAUUACCAAGCUUUAUCUAAACAGUGACGGAAAUUAUGCGAAUCUGUAUUUUGACCAACCUGAGUCUGUUACCGAGGCUUGCGCACAAUAUAACGGUGUAAACGGUUGGACAGUGUUUUCGGGUUCAAGAAGGCCCAAAAAAUCUAACCCAUACGACGAAUUUAACUCUAGUACUUCUUCAGUUAGUCAUACCAACUCGGAGGCAAUGGAAGAAACGGUUUAUUAUAAGGGCGAUUUAGUUGAUAUCCAGGGACAACUUGUAUCGUAUUUGAAAACAGAGGAUGGAGAAAUAUUUGUUCGUUUGGAGGAUAUCGAAAAAGCUGGAUUCAAGCUUUUUCAAAAGAAAUAUUAUGAUGUUACUAGGAUUCCUGACAUGGAUGUUCUUAAAGAAAUUGAAGCUAAAAUAUUUCAUUAUGGCAUGGAAUGUUUACUUGAAGCAAAUAGGAUAUUUACCGAAGAAGCGAUUAUAAAUAUGUAUGAAAGGGUAAGGUCUAAGUUGUUUAAUGGCGAAUCUAAGCCUGCAGAUCAUCCUGCACAAAAUCGUCGCAUAAGUUUACAAGCUACCAAUUCUCCAUUAUCUUCACGAACCAAUACUCCUCCAUCAGCUGGUCAGAGAGAAAGGAGAUCAACUUCUGUAACUCGUACUGGAAGCAAUAAUUACCACAAUGGGGAAAUAUCCGCUACACGAGAAAAAUCCUCCAAUAUUUUUACAAAAGUUGAGCAGCCUGAAUUAUCCAGCUCUUUCGAACAAAAAUGUGCUACAAGAGUCAAACCCUCCAAUAUUUUUACAAAAGAUGAGCAGCCUGAACUAUCCAGCUCUUUUGAGCAAAAAUGUGCCACAAGAGUAAAACCCCCAAGUACUUUUGCUAAAGUUGAUAGGCCCGAGCAAGGUAUCGAGGUGUGGUUAUCCGUUAUCCGGGAAUCCGGGUUACCAGGCUCUGCCCUCGUCCAACUAUUGGAUUAUGGCAAUAGAGAGGAAAUCAAAGGCAACAUUCGACAAAUGUCAGAAGAAAUGCAGAAAGUUCCCGCACAAGCUUUCCGGUUCACUAUAACUCAACCUAACUCAACUAUAGAAGUCUCAAAAUUAGAGAUUGAUCAAGACAUAGAGGUGGAAGUUCUGAAACACUUUGACAGUUACGGAACUACUUAUUUAGUUGAUAUUAAACGAAUUAUUGGAUCUGAUGAAGAAGUAAAAACGACUCCGAUUGAAAACCAGCCCAAGGAGAAUGUCAAACCAGCACCUGCUGCCAAAUGCUUUAUGCAGAUAGCGAAACCUACUGUUGAAAUUGUACCUGGCGAAAUGGUGUUUAUUGUAAACCACACUAAUGAUAAACUGAUUGUAAAAAACAAGGAAAUGGCUAGUCUCACUAAAAAAAUAAUUACACAUGUGGCAUCAAUGGAGAAAAAACCCGUAGCUAAUCCAAAAGUGGGCCAGUAUGUAUUGUGUACCUGUUUUGAUCAUGGAGAUGGACUUUUUAGAGCUAUUAUCAAGAAAAUUAUUGGCGAAUUGGCAUCGUUGCAGCUGAUUGAUUUCUCCAUUGAGGAGACACUUCCUUUAACAUCAUUAAGAAACAUUGACGAAGAUCUGGCUUCUUUGCCACCAGCCCAAAUUGAAAUCAACUAUCUACCCUUAAAAAAAUUAACAGAUGACGGACUUACAUUAUUGAGCUCAUUUAUCCGAAACAAAUCCAAAAUCAAAUCGACCGAAGUAAAUGGACUAAUAGAUUUUACGGUUGAUGGAGAAUUAUUAUCAAUGAAAAUUACCCCCCAACUUAGACAACCAAAAUCAGAAAUUUCUAGUCCCAGCCACAAAGAGCCAACAGUUGUAGAACCUGUCAAAGCUGCACCAGUGGGUAAAAAUAAAGAAAAUGUAAAAACUUUCUUUAGAGACAUGCCAUUUGAUGAGCCUAAAGAUGGUGUGAAUCUCUACUUCUGUUAUUCAUAUCAUGGCGCUUCCCUGACUGUGAUCGAUACAAGUUCCAAACAUGUAGAGUUGAUUGAAAUGGUCUCUGUCGAGAAACCAGGGGACAAUGAGCCAUACGAGCCAGCCCAGUUUGAAAUGUGUUUGGCUAAAUAUGAUGAUGGUACUUGGUGCAGGGCCAUGGCAACUGGUGAUAAUGACGAAAAAGUUGAAGUUAAGUUUGUAGACUAUGGCAACAUUGAAAAAGUUAAUAGGGCAGAUAUCAGAAAACUACCAGAAAAUAUGAAGAGUAUUCCCAUAUUUGGAAUAAACGCUCAAAUUGAAGGUUUUGAAAUAACUGACGCAGUCGAGAAACAACUAAAGGAAUUAAUCCCGGAUGGUGAGUUGCUGGAGAUAAAUAUGAAAGUUGGCAAAAAGACUCAGAAUCGUAUGAAUUAUUCUGUUGAAUUACCCAGCAUUCAUCGUAUUUUGAAAGAAGAAGGUUUAGCUAUUUAG
Messenger RNA from Ceutorhynchus assimilis (cabbage seed weevil), 3582 nucleotides. The record is from the annotation of a GenBank genome assembly. Lineage: Eukaryota; Metazoa; Arthropoda; Insecta; Coleoptera; Curculionidae.